AUGAAAAUACGACUCUCGCCCGCUUUAGCGACGCUCCUACUGCUGAGCUGUGGUACCAGAAUUGCCCAUGGCCAGGUUCAGGCUCCGGCACUGGCAGGGGUAGGAGCACCCAUAUCCCCGGCCGACCGAAUCUACUGCGGAGACCAGUCGUCCAACACCGUCACCGUCAUCUCGCCCUUCGACAACACGGUGCUGGGGACCAUCGCGCUGGGCUCGUCCCGCCUCCAGGAUGUCAUCGGGCCGCAGUACGUGCGGUCCACGAACAGCCACGGGCUGGGAUUCUCCAGGGACGGCAAAUACAUCGUGUCUCUGUCCGUCACGACCAACACGGUCACGGUCGUCAGGACCAUCGACAACAGCAUCGUCAGUCAGAUCUGGACGGACCGUGCCCCGCACGAAGCCUUCUUUGCCCCGGACAAUCGCACCAUCUGGGUGGGCACGCGAGGCACCAACCACGUCACCGUGGUCGACGGACUGGCGGGGACGAUCCUCGGGACCAUUCACACAGCAGAUGGACCGAGUAAAGUUGUCUUCAGUCCGGACGGCACCACCGCGUACGUCAACCACAUCCGUGACCCGAUCCUUUCGAUUGUCGAUGUUGCGUCGCGGACGACGGUGCAGAACAUCACAGGUUUGGCCGACGUCUUCUCCUCGGACAUGCAGAUCUCGGCGGACGGCGGCACGAUCUGGGCCAUGCACAAGAUGGCCGGGACGGCGACCGUCAUCGACCUGAACGCCCGAAGCGUGGUCACGGCGGUCACGAUCGGGGCGGAGGUGAAUCACGCCAACUUUGCGGUCCUCAACGGCACGACCCACGUCUUCACCACGGUGGGAGCCACCAACGAGACCAAGGUGUUCCGCCAGGACUCGCCCAGCAGCGCCCCGGUCUUCGUGACGUCGAUCCGGUCGUCAGGCAUUGAGCCCCACGGCCUUUGGGGGAGCCCGGACAACAAGUGGAUGUACACAGUCAACGAACACUCCGACACGGUGGACGUGAUCUCUCUCGAGACGAUGGAAAUCACCAACACCCUGAAUGUCGGUCAAGAGGGCCAGGCGCUGAUCUACGUGGCGAACGCGGUGCCCGAGGGCGACGGGACCGCCAAUCUCGGGAGACAGGGUCUCUCGACGACGCCGGCACUCAAUAAGAUCGUGGACGUCACCCCGAAGCAGCCCGAUUCGCAGUCACCCAUGAUGAUGAUGAACAUGAACAACAACAACAACACGGCGCCCCCCACCGCCCUCGUGACGAUCCGGAGCCUGGGCGGCCUGGACAUGGUGCAGGUGAUCGGGCGCGAACUCAAGUUCAACACCAGCUACACCAUGUCCGCGACGUGUCAGCAGUGCAACGGCGGCCAGGUGCCAUUGCUGUCCUUCAACGCGAGCAUGAAGAGCCCCGACGGCUGCGGCAGUGCGCCGCAAGUGCUCAGCUUCUUCAAGUGGUACGGUGUCUGGGACCUGGAGAGCAUUCAGAUCUCCGAAUCAUAG
Molecule: messenger RNA, 1485 nt
Organism: Fonsecaea erecta
Lineage: Eukaryota; Fungi; Ascomycota; Eurotiomycetes; Chaetothyriales; Herpotrichiellaceae
Exons: 1
Coding region: 1-1485 (494 amino acids)
Molecular function (GO): protein binding
Source: RefSeq, a predicted model, not a curated record